Molecule: messenger RNA, 1268 nt
Organism: Elephantulus edwardii (Cape elephant shrew)
Lineage: Eukaryota; Metazoa; Chordata; Mammalia; Macroscelidea; Macroscelididae
Gene: ENDOU
Product: endonuclease, polyU-specific
Exons: 11
Coding region: 1-1239 (412 amino acids)
Biological process (GO): immune response
Molecular function (GO): polysaccharide binding; scavenger receptor activity; RNA endonuclease activity
Source: RefSeq, a predicted model, not a curated record
AUGAGGGCCUGUGUCCCCCUGAUAGUGGCUGUGCUCUGUGGCAUGGCCUGGGCUGGUAAGAGAGAGUCAUGCGCAUCUCGCUGCCACGAGAAUUUUGACCGGGAUGCUGCCUGCCAGUGUGACCGCCGGUGUCCCCGGCACGGGGACUGCUGUGACGACUAUGAGCACCUGUGUACAGCUCAGAAGAAGCCUAAAGAGCAGAAGACAUUCCUGGAGCUGGAGGAAGAGGCUGACGAAGGCCCAGCUAGCAACCUGUACUCAGCACCCAGCUCCUGCCGAGGCCGCUGCCAUAAAGCCAUGGACAAGCACCACCCAUGCCACUGUGACGCCCACUGCCAAGAGUUUGAGAACUGCUGUGAAGAUUUCGAGACCUUGUGUAGCCACGAGGGCUUCUCUCACAGCAGUGACGCUAUAACCAAGGAGGAGCUCCAGAGCAUCUCUGAGAAGAUCUAUGAGGUAGACAUCAACAAGGCUCAGAAGUCAGACAUCAUUCUCAACAGCCAGAACCGCAUCUCAUCUUCGGAUACGGGAGACAAAGUAGAUCGCAGCCCAGAACCGCUCUUCACCUAUGUCAAUGAGGAGCUGCUCUCCAAACCAACCUAUGCUGCCUUCAUCAAUCUCCUCAACAAUUACCAGCGGGCCACAGGCCACGGGGAGCACUUCAGCGACCAGCAGCUGGCUGAGCAGGAUACCUUCCUUAGAGAGAUCAUGAAGACCGCUGUCAUGAAGGAACUCUACAGCUUCCUCCAUCACCAGAAUCGCUACAGCUCAGAACAAGAAUUUGUCGAUGACUUGAAGAACAUGUGGUUUGGACUCUAUUCAAGAGGCAACGAUGAGGGAGAUUCAAGUGGCUUUGAACAUGUCUUCUCAGGUGAAGUAAAAAAAGGCAAGGUCACGGGCUUCCACAACUGGAUCCGCUUCUACCUGCAGGAGAAGGAAGGCCUGGUUGACUACUACAGCUACACCUACGAUGGGCCUUGGGACUCCUAUCCUGAUGUACUGGCCAUGCAGUUCAACUGGGAUGGCUACUAUAAGGAAGUAGGUGCUGCUUUCAUUGGGAGCAGCCCGGAGUUUGAGUUUGCACUCUACACCCUGUGCUUCAUUGCCAGGCCAGGCAAAGUGUGCCGCUUAAGCCUGGGUGGUCAUCCCCUGGCCAUUCAGACGUACACCUGGGACAAGUCUACUUAUGGAAAUGGCAAGAAAUACAUCGCCACUGCCUACGUGGUAUCUUCUCACUGAUAGAACUCUGAGCCAGAAAAAGGCACGAG